UUUAACCUAAAAUACAGCUUUAAAUUAUGAUAAGCAUUUGAUGAUUUGGUCUUGUUUGAUUUGAGGCACCAGUCAAGGUCAGGAAUUUCAACUGGAGAUGUCCCAAGUAGGAUUCAGCGCACACCAGACCAAUAAGAAGGAUGUGAUCAUGCUGGGUACUGUUGGAGCGUAUGGAUUGAGCGGGACCGUCGUCCAUCAAACAGCUGGGAAAUCACACAUUUUCCUCAAAAAUGCUUUUGAGAAAAUCCUGGAUGACAGAAACCACAGCUCAUUACUUGGAUACUCUGUCACGUCUGUGAUUGACGGCUCGUCUGAGUUUUAUGUGGCCGGUGCUCCUCGUGCCGUUCAUAGAGGACAGGUCAUAGUUUACAGUAUCAACAGCCAGAAUCAGCCCGUCAUCAUAGAUUCACAGAGAGGAGAUCAGAUCGGCUCUUAUUUUGGCAGCGUUCUCUGUCCUGUUGAUGUGGACGCUGACGGUGUGAUGGAUCUGCUGCUGGUCGGAGCUCCGAUGUACAUGAGCGAGGAGAAAUCUGAAACCGGAAGAGUCCACCUCUUCACCAUUACCAAGGGCAUCUUAAGCAACCAGGGCAGGUUAGAGGGACCCUCCACGUUGGAGAAUGCUCGGUUUGGGACGGCCAUCACUGUCGUCCCCGAUCUAAACCUGGACGGCUUCAGUGACGUGGUGGUUGGUGCUCCGCUGGAAGGCAAUGGCCAAGGUGCCGUUUACAUCUACAAUGGAGACAGAAAAACCAUCAGAAAGCAGAGCUCACAGAAAAUACUUGGAUCCAAACUGGACCCGGUGCUUCGGUUCUUUGGACGCUCUUUAGAUAGUCAAGGCGAUAUGAACGAUGACUCGAUCCCUGAUAUUUCAGUCGGAGCGGCUGGGAAGGCAGUGCAGCUCUGGUCAAGGGGAGUUGCAGCUGUCACAGCGACGGUCUCCUUCAGCCCUGAGAAGAUCAGCAUUCUGAGUAAACCUUGCAUGUUUGGAGGAAGGAUGGUGUCGUGUGUUGCUGCCAAAGUCUGUUUCAGGUCAAAAUUUAGACCCACAGUAUCAGUGGGUAAAGUAGAUAUCAAGUACAGCUUGACGCUUGACGCUGACCUGCAGUCAUCUAGAGCCACUUCAAGAGCCCAGUUUGACAACUCAGAGCGUCUUAUCCAGAAAUCUUUCAGCGUCUCUGACAAAGAAAGCUGUGUAGAUCAUAAUGUCUAUGUGCAGGAGACUCCUGAUUUUGUUAGUCCAGUUGCUUUGCGAGUCGACAUCAGUCCACAGAAUCCAGACACCGGCCCUGCCCUGGAUGCAUUUCAGCCCAAAGCGUGGGAAUUUUUUAUCCCUUUUGUAAAGGACUGUGGCUCUGAUGACAAAUGUUCUUGUGACCUGAAGCUGACUGUGAAACCUGUUAAUGUAUCUAGCUCAUCUGCUCUUCUAGUCAGACCUGACAGAAGAAGACUGUCUUUCACCGUGACAGUAACGAACAUGAAGGAAAAUGCGUACAAUACAAGAGUGUCUGCUAACUUCUCCAGUAACCUGUUCUACGCCUCUUUUACACCACAUGGAGACAACACUGAGGUGAAAUGCAGUUCAAAAACAGGCUCACCCGACUGCCAAGUUGGAUACCCGACCCUGACGCUUGACCAGACGGUAACAUUUGUGAUCAACUUUGACUUCAACCUGAAUCAACUAGAGAAACAGGCUGCUGUGAACUUUGAAGUGCAGAGUGACAGUGAGGAGGAAGUGACAUCUGAUAACAAGGUCUCUCUCUCCAUCCCAGUCCAGUACGACGCCGAAAUCAUCCUCACAAGAGACAUAAACUUGGAUUUUUGCGGCAUUGGUCCUGAGGAUCAAGUCAAACAUACAGUCUCAGGUUUCGAUGACAUCGGCCCAGAAUUCAACAUAACAUUACGAGUUUCAACUGGAACUUUCCCAAUCAAUCAGGCUAGUCUGACCGUCUCACUGCCCACCAGAUCCAAAGCUGGAAAUCCUUUACUAUAUGUGACUUCAGUCAAAACGGCACCUGUUGCAAAUGUGCAGUGUGACAGCAGCCAUCUGAUUGACCCACUGAAGAUCAGAGAGGAAACACACACUGCCAGCUUCACUAAAGAGAGCUUUAGAGGGACAACAGAACUGAAUUGUAAUGCAGCAAAAUGUGAAACCAUGACUUGUGUCCUCAACGAUCUGGAGAUGAAGACCAACUACUUUGUAAACAUCACCACAAGGCUCUGGAAUGGCACAUUUGUCUUUGCUGAUUUUCAGACAGUUUUAGUGGCUGGAAGCGCCGAGAUACAAACAUCUCAGCCUGAUCUCAUAGUCGUCACACACAGACAACAACAGAUAAAAAUUACAGUGAGUAAAGAAAGAGCGAUUGGAGAUAUUCCUAUUAGUAUUAUCAUAGGAAGUGUCAUCGGCGGCCUCCUCCUUUUGGCUGUAGCUAUGCUGAUCCUAUGGAAGGUUGGCUUCUUCAAGAGACCGCCGUUGCCACAGGGAAAUCAACAGGACCCGGCAGAACAAGAGGGUCUGUGUGAGAAUCCAGCAUGAACGGGCCAUACACGCUCACCUCUGUGACUACAUGCGAAUAAUGUUACCUCGAAUUGUACCGAUUAAUAACUGAUAUUCAGCUGACAGCCAUUCGGGUCCUGCAGGAGGUCUGGGUUGUGAUAAUAUUACUGUAUUUUAAAGCAUCUCACGAUU
Messenger RNA from Sinocyclocheilus rhinocerous, 2686 nucleotides. RefSeq names its product integrin alpha-2. Gene Ontology annotation, cellular component: external side of plasma membrane; integrin complex. The coding region runs from base 98 to 2533 and encodes 811 amino acids. The transcript has 21 exons. The record is from RefSeq and is a predicted model, not a curated record. Gene Ontology annotation, molecular function: integrin binding. NCBI's taxonomy places the organism in Eukaryota, Metazoa, Chordata, Actinopteri, Cypriniformes, Cyprinidae. Gene Ontology annotation, biological process: cell-matrix adhesion; integrin-mediated signaling pathway; cell-cell adhesion.